Messenger RNA from Sinocyclocheilus rhinocerous, 1420 nucleotides. Its product is annotated as transmembrane protein 80-like. The coding region runs from base 1 to 453 and encodes 150 amino acids. Gene Ontology annotation, cellular component: ciliary transition zone. Gene Ontology annotation, biological process: non-motile cilium assembly. The record is from RefSeq and is a predicted model, not a curated record. The transcript is spliced from 9 exons. Lineage: Eukaryota; Metazoa; Chordata; Actinopteri; Cypriniformes; Cyprinidae.
AUGAAGAGGAAACGGCGCGCUAGAGACCAUCGACCGGAAGAACCGGAGAAGAGGAACCGGAUCAAGGUGGCAGGCAGGAACACCAAUGUUCUCUCAUCUGUGCUGCUCCAAAUCCUGCUGUAUCUCUCAGCAGCUUACAGUGUGUUUUACUUCCUGUCCACCCUCUCCAUGAUCAUCUACAAGAACGUGCAUCUACUGUUUCUCAUGGCCAGUCUUGAGGUCCUGAGGGUGUACUGGGGGAUCAGGGGGAACCUACAGGAGAGCGAGAGCUACACAGCUUCGAAUCUGAUUGCCACAGGUGCCGCAGUGCUGCUGGCACUCUAUUUCGUCAUUUGGCAGUCAUACGUGCUGCGAGCUGACGUCAUCAUCGGCUCCAUCCUGAUCUGCUUGUACGGCCUAACAGGAAUUGUGGGGCUCGGGACGCUGGCGCCCUUCACCAGUGCUUAUUCCUGACCCAUCACAUAUCUGUGGCUACAGCUGACAGACUGUUGGAGAUUUUUAUUGCUAUGCAAUCAACUACUGUCUCCUUAUCUGAAUCUCUGAGGCAGGGAGCUCUGGGACUGAGCUAACAUUGCAAGGAGCUUGGAGACCAUGGCGCCUAAUAAAGGACCAUCUUUGGCAGCUUUAAUAGGAGUAACAGGACCAAGAGGCAAUGACAGAUGAAGGGAGCUUGGAGACCAGAGUGGCUGACAUGGGAGCUUUUGAACUGAAAUGCUUUGAUUUCUGGCUGUGGCUGAACCUCAUCACAGUCAGGAACCUCUGAAGAAGUAAUGACUGUAAUAUCUGGCCAUGACAGACACCUCUGGGCCUGUAUAGGGAUGACUGGGAGACUGGAGCCCAGGGUGGCUGUGCACUGAGACAGCCUUUGGGGCUGUCUUUGGCUCGGGCCUUUACAGGAACCUCUGAGGACGCAAUGACACCACUGGGGUGCCUAUGACAGGUGUGGAGCAGCCAUAGCGGGAACCUCUUUAGUAUCUUUGGCUUGCUUGAUGGCAGAGAAUGGGAGAGAGCUCUGGCAUUUGGACAGCUGUGGCAGGGACCUCAGGAAUGGAGUGGCAAUGAUGGGAAAAACAAAAAGGGGCAACCAAAAGAAGUAUGUACAUAUAUACAAUAUGUACACAUCCCUCCGGAAGCAGUACCGCCAGACGCAAAUACUGCUUCCUCAAGCCAAGGCGCAAGACGCUACACAAGGCUUGCUCGCCCCGCAAGACGCAAAGGCGAGAGGAGGGAUGGAAGCGUCUCCCGCUGCAGCCCGCAAGACGCAAAGCUGCAUGAGAGACGCCAACUGGAGUGGUCUUAUGAGACGACCUGAAACAAAACACAAAAAAGAACAGUUGAAGAUCUCCCCUUUGACAGGCCGGGUUUGGACCAGCGCUUGUACUGCAGCAGGAACAGGUCAUAGUCACUAGGGAAGCGUCCG